UUUGGCUCCAAUUUUAUGAUUUAUAAAAGAGUUGGGAGUCCACAAAAUAUUGGUUAUAUUGUGAGUGGGUAAUGGAUGUUGUUCAGAGGAUCAGGUAGUUAGUACUCUGCUGUUUUAAAAUCCAAUAGACUUUGGUUAACAAAUUGUUUAAAUCACAAAACCAUUUACGGUUCGACCGAAAGAACCGAAUUUUAUUCUCUCUGCCUUAUCACCUCUGAGUGGAAAAAAUUGAGUGAGCGCCAUUGUAGGAGAGCUUCGGGAAAGAAGAAGAAGAAGAAGAAGCCAUGACCAUGGCUCUUGCUUCUUCUAAAGCUUUUUCCUCAAUCUUCAAUACUUUAUCACCAAUCAAUCAGUCGAAAUUUGUGUUAGCUUGCUCUGGUUCAAAUCAUGUAGACGUCAUUGAUCGGAGAAGAAGAAUCAUGAUCUUUGGCUCGAGUUUGGCUCUCACGUCGUCUCUGCUUGGUUCCAAUCAACAGAGACUUCCGAUGGAAUCCGCAAUCGCAUUGGAGCAAUUCAAAGAAAAAGAAGAAGAGCUUGAGGAAGAAGAAGAGAGAAAUGUCAAUCUCUUCCAGAAAACUUCGCCGUCUGUUGUUUACAUUGAAGCUAUUGAGCUUCCCAAAACGUCUUCUGGUGAUAUACUCACUGAUGAGGAAAAUGGAAAGAUCGAAGGGACAGGUUCAGGCUUCGUUUGGGAUAAGCUUGGUCACAUUGUUACAAAUUAUCAUGUUAUUGCUAAGUUAGCUACUGAUCAGUUUGGAUUACAACGUUGUAAGGUGUCUCUAGUUGAUGCUAAGGGAACAAGAUUUAGCAAGGAAGGGAAAAUUGUGGGUCUUGAUCCAGAUAAUGAUCUAGCUGUGUUGAAGAUUGAAACUGAGGGACGUGAACUAAAUCCUGUUGUUCUCGGUACCUCCAAUGAUCUACGCGUAGGUCAAAGUUGCUUUGCGAUUGGGAAUCCAUAUGGAUAUGAAAACACCUUGACAAUAGGGGUAGUAAGUGGGUUGGGAAGAGAGAUACCUUCACCUAAUGGGAAGAGUAUUUCAGAAGCUAUACAAACCGAUGCUGAUAUUAACUCAGGCAAUUCUGGAGGGCCAUUGCUUGAUUCUUAUGGCCAUACCAUAGGUGUGAACACUGCCACAUUCACCCGAAAAGGGAGUGGUAUGUCUUCUGGUGUUAACUUUGCCAUUCCCAUUGACACAGUUGUCCGAACAGUUCCGUACCUCAUUGUGUAUGGAACAGCUUAUAGAGACAGAUUCUGAAGUAAACCAAACAUCUUCUUUGCAUUUUGUCUAUCACUUUGUCUAUUGUUUGUUGAUAAUACAAUUCGAAAAGUUUCAGACUUGUCUCUCUAAAUGUAAAUACAAAAAGUUCAAAAACAGUUUCCAAUGUAUACAUAUAUCUUCACAAAAACAUGUGAAUCAUUGAC
Arabidopsis thaliana (thale cress) is the source of this 1423-nucleotide messenger RNA. It is a transcript of the gene DEG5, whose product is annotated as DEGP protease 5. Gene Ontology annotation, cellular component: chloroplast thylakoid lumen. Bases 285 to 1256 code for a protein of 323 amino acids. Gene Ontology annotation, biological process: proteolysis. The transcript is spliced from 8 exons. The record is from RefSeq and is marked reviewed. Lineage: Eukaryota; Viridiplantae; Streptophyta; Magnoliopsida; Brassicales; Brassicaceae. Gene Ontology annotation, molecular function: serine-type endopeptidase activity.